Molecule: messenger RNA, 447 nt
Organism: Cetraspora pellucida
Lineage: Eukaryota; Fungi; Glomeromycota; Glomeromycetes; Diversisporales; Gigasporaceae
Source: the annotation of a GenBank genome assembly
AUGGUUAGAAUUUAUUUACGUCCCGAUCAACUCGAAAUUCAGAAAACUUCUAGAAAUGAACCAGAUAUAACAGGAGAAGAGCUCAUUUUAUUUGAUUUACAAGGUGAUAUUAAAACUAUUGGAGAUCCGAAAGGUUCAAAAAUUGGAACAUUGACAUUUGAUAAUGGUGUCCCAAUUCUUCAAGUUGGUCAUUGGUAUAUCAUGGGAAAAAUUGCAGAAUUAGAAAAACCUAUAAUGGUUAUUAAAAAACGUGAAAAGGAUUCUUCCACUUACAUGUCCGAUUCUCCAGGAAGGAGAGGAGAAUCAUUAAUUGCAGAAAAACUAGAGGAUCUGAAUAUUGUAGAUUCACACGAAACUAUUGAGUAUGACAUAGUUCAUAUAUUUAAAAAAGCCUACAUGUUUACAGCUAGACCUAUACCUAUGAUGAUGGAUAAUGUUUCAACCUAA